AUGACAGGCCCCUCUCAAACCGCCGUCACUCCCAAUACCGAUACGCCCUUUGGAAUCAUCCAGAUUCGAGGCUACAUCCCCAUCCAACUUGACAUGAACAAGUUGAAUUAUGACGUCUGGCGCGAGCUCUUCGAAACCCACUGCAGCAGUUUUGGUGUUUUGGGACAUCUCGAUGGCUCCUCUGUGCCUACCGCUGAUGAUGAAAAACAGUGGAAAGAACGUGAUGGGCUUGUAAAAAUGUGGAUUUAUGGCACGGUGUCGGAACAACUCCCGGACACCAUCCUCAAAGCCAAAUCCAAGGCGCGUGAUAUAUGGCUCACGCUUGAAGAGUUGUUUCGUGACAACAAGGAGGCACGGUCGCUUCAAUAUGACAAUGACCUCCGCACACUCGAGAUCGGCGAUAUGAGCAUCACCGACUAUACACACAAACUUAAGUCUCUCUCCGAUCUGUUGGCUAACCUUGACUCACCUGUUUCGAUCGAGCCCUGGUAA
This is a messenger RNA of Camelina sativa (false flax), 492 nucleotides long. Lineage: Eukaryota; Viridiplantae; Streptophyta; Magnoliopsida; Brassicales; Brassicaceae. The record is from RefSeq and is a predicted model, not a curated record.